GGCGCAGGCGCGUCGCGGAGAGUCGCGCGUGGCUAUAUACCUAUAUACGGGGCCGAGCGUAGCGCGGCGCAGACACGCGGUCCGACAACGACAGUCGCGAGGUGGCCGCGCAGCCGAGCGCUACUAUACGCUACUAUACGCUACUAUACGCUACUACCAGUGUACCGGAGCGCGCGAGGGAGGAUGCUGCUGCUCCGGCCGCCCGCUUCUCGCCGGCAGCUGCGAUCGUCGGCUUGCAAAAGCUGACUGGAGAAGGAGCUUUCGUGCUGAGCUUCCCUUUCGGCUGAUGCGCUCUCUCGAGUGUGUGCUUUUUCCUGCGGCUAAUUCUGUCACGAUUUUUUUCCCCCGAGGCUCAAGCCGGAGUGUGGCUGAUAGCAUCGCGAGGCAAAGGUGUCAAGUGCAACGAGAGGAAAGACGUAAAAGAUGACGAGCAGCGAGCUGCUGUACAACUCGCGACCGGACCGGAACACGGCUCAGAAACGCUGGCGUCUUCUGGCUCGUGCUCUGACUCGUUCUCCAGAUCCACUGGACGACGAGUCUCACGGCGAGAACGAGGAGAUCUCCGUGCGCCGAUUCACAUCCUUCGACCUGCUUCACCCGGUGCAUCUGGAGAACGAGCCCGAGUGCACCUGGUGGCUCUACACCGGCUGUCUGCUCGACGGCGAGCUCCACGAGGUCCUUGUGCGGAGGAUCAGCAAGUGCUUCACGGCUAACGAGCUGAUAGGCUUCAACAACACCGGCAACGUCUGCGUCUGGCCGUCCGAGGAGUGUCUGGCUUACUAUCUGCUCAAGAAUCCAGAGAUCUGCCGUCGUCGUCGGGUCUUGGAGCUGGGCGGCGGCAUGAGCUGCUUGGCCGGAGUCCUGGCGGCCAAGUACUGCGAGCCGAGCUCGGUGACGCUGACCGACGGGAACGUGAGGAGCGUCGAGAACGUCCGCUGCAUCGUCGAGAGGAAUGGCAUGUCCGAGCUGGUCAGGUGCGCCGUCGUUCAAUGGGCCAGGGCCGCGAAGGCGCUGCGACAGUCGAGCGGUCGCAACGGAAGCCAGGAUUUCAACGAGGCCGACUCUUACGACGUGAUCCUCUGCGCCGACUGCCUGUUCUUCGACGAGACACGUCUGGACCUAGUUGACACCAUCUACGGCUGGUUAGCCGACGACGGCGUGGCUCUGGUGAUGGCACCGCGUCGAGGUGCCACCUUCCGCAAAUUCACCGAGGCGGCGGUGCAGCGAGGCUUCAUCGCCCGGCAGACCGAGCGCUACGACCCCGAAGUCUGGUCCCGACACCUGAGCCUCCUCGACGAGAACCGAGACUACUGCCCCGACCUUCACUUUCCCGUCCUGCUCGAGCUCACCAAGCAGAAGAAGAUACCACCAGGAUGACCGCCGGUAUGAGGGAUUAUUGUCUUGGUACUGGCUUUGCGAUGUUGAUCAUCGGCUCUGGAAAAGAGCCGACGAUGAUCUGAGGCGUCCGUUGAAAAGAAGCCCGAGUGCUGUUGAUUUUUUUGGGGGGAUCAUGAUCGGAGGUGAUGCUUGUAUAUAUAGGGAUUUUGGCGUCGUGUAGUGGAGCUACGCGAUGCGGAGAGAAGUGUGUUUUGAGAUGAUAUUUUUUAAAUAUUGUACAUAUUAUAGUGUAGCGAGGACGUUUAGAGCGCGCGACGGUAUAUUUGUGAAUGUAGAUGCUUGUGUCAUUGUUACUGUAUUAUUUUGAAGAGUUUUUAAAAUCUUCGAUCAACGCUCGAACAAUUUUCAAUUAUCUAUGAUUAUCUUACUGAUAUCGUACCUCAUCGUAUAGUUAAUGACAUUUACCAAAAACAUAUCUUGCGAGUACGUGGGAAACUCGGCCGCGCGGGCAAAAAAAUUCGGAAAUUUUUUCAUAAUUUCCAUCCUAUAGCCUACAUAUUCUUAGAUUGAUUACGGCGACUCGCUAAAAUUACGGUGAGCGCGUUUAUUCGCUUCAUUAGGCCCUGCUUUGACUAGACUUUAAUAUAACGCUCGGUGCGAAAAUCAAUAUUGCUCAUUUGUAUAAAAUAAUGCUUUCUAUACUUUUAUUGAUAUUAUACGCCGAUGCUGUGUGAAUAUUGAACGCUGGCGUGUACGAUAUUUAUUCAUUUUUAUCGCAAAUUUGACAUUGCCUUACAUUACUUUUGUCGCGUGUUCAGUCAAAGUUUUGCAAAAGUCUAAACGCGGAGAACACAAACGGUUUGAGCUUUUCGGUUCCCUAGUCUUCAACUGGUGGCGAUAGGUGGCGCAUGGGCACUUAUUUAUUUCCCCCAUGUUGAUUUAUCCGCCGAGUAUAGAUAAAUAGCGGUGCCAAGUAUGCCAAAGCAGCCUUCUCUGCAGGCCUGCUGCUUUGCUCACUCAUGCUAUAACUGCAAUGAAGUCUCCCGUUUAGAUUGUUGUUGAUAACAAAUUUUAUUAUAUUAAAUGAAAAAUAAUCACAAGUCGAAAAAUUGAAAUAAUACCGGAGGAGAGCUUAAAUCAUUAAAGAAAAACGUUUGAUGAUAAAUUAACGUGUACAGCAUUCAACUGCGUCGGAACACAACGUAACUUUAUAUUUCACACAAGGUACGUACACUGCGUUGAGCUUUAGCUGCUUUUGAAAUAACUGUUUUAUUAUAAACAGAAGGUCUGAAUUUUAUAGCGUUAGCUUUGGGCUCGCUGUACAUAUGAAGCAGAUUGUAGAAUACAGAGUACUUUGGAGAAUCUAAUAAACUAUGCUCUUUCCGACCCCGGAAUCCUAAUUAUUUCGUACAUUUCGAAAAUUAACCCGCUCAAAGAUAAGACCGCGUAAAUUCGAAAUAAAUGUGUGUCUAUUUAUAUUCUCGCCGCGAACAGUAUUUUCAUCAAAGUUUACGUAUACACUCGAAACAUUUGUUUUGAAGGAGUCGCUACCUCUCUUAAUAACACGUCGUAUUAUUCUACAAAGCUUUAAUCAUGUUUUUGUUUGCUUUACUUCCAAGUAUUAUUAUAAACAUUGUAACGAGUGCAGUGUGUUUACCUUAUUCCGCUAAUGUAUCAUGGGCCAGACAUCCACGCGUUUGAAUGAUGCCAACUGACUUCGUUCUCUCAUACUCGAAGUAUAUCCUCGUAAAAUUUGCAAAAAAGCAACUUCUCCCGAUCGAAAAGAAGAAAAAAAAAUGGAAAUCCGAUACCUCGCGUCGGAACUAAUUUCGCUUUAUUUUCUAUUCGCGGCUGCAGUCGUAAAAGACGCGCAGCUUAAAGGCCUUCUAAAAAUCCAUAUAGCAUCGGACAAAGAUCCGAGCUUCGCGCGGCGGCCGACCUAAAAUAAAAAAAAAAGCAUAGCGCUCGCUAAAGGUGCUUUUAAAAAUUUCGAUUUUCGAACGAACGCGUCAAUCCGGCCAGCGACAGUUUGCGAGUGCGUCUCGUCAUACCGACGCAGAUGACCAGACCACUUAGUCUUUUGGAGUAGGAAGUCGAGAUUUUUCGAAGAUACUCGCGUCGCCGAAGAACGAAAUCGAAAAAACGUAGAGUCAGAACUUACGUUAUAAAUAAAAUAAUACUUUCAUCUAAGUGAAAAAGUCGAGAAAUUCGUUUACCUCCGCGAUCGAGCGAAAACUUCGUUGCCUCGCGCUGCACUAUAAGGGCUCCAUACGUAUAGGGAAGCACUUCCGCAUCAUCUGGAGCGACGUCGCGCUUGCGGAAAAGCACAUAACCGCGCAGCCUUGUCUGCAUUGCUAUGAAAGGUCUUUCGACCUUGACCCGUGCGUAGAAAAUGCAUAUCCUCAUAUGAGCCGGUGAUUUUACAACUGCAAGCGCGACUGGAGCCAUUUUUACAGCUGAAGCGCGCAUAUAUGUGUUAUGGUGGAAAAUCCCAUCGCGAAUGUAUGACGUGAGCUGUGUAUUGUGCAGGAUGUAGUUUCUGUAUCGAUGGAUUGACCGCCCCGAUGUACACAAUGUCAUAUGUGAUCAAUUUUUCGUUUAUUGUUUUAUUCUUUUAGAAGUAGAAUUAAUUUUGUUAUAAGAUUAUACGUUCUCUGCCAAAUACAUGUAAAUAUACCGUGUCGCAAAGCUUGACGAUAACGUGUAAUAAGAUGUAAGUAGAUUUAUAAAGUAAGUAGAUGAAUUUUUCGCGAACUGCAGUCAUUGUGAAUGUUUCAAUUUUUCCAGGAAACAUCGUCGACGCUGUCAGUUAUUGUAGCUAAUUGUAAAUCGAUUUAAUUUUACUCGGCGGUAAAUAUUAGCUUCCGAAACGUCGUAAAAUAAAAUUCUAAACACACACGCGUGUAUGAUGUGAAAGGUGUAAUUUUAUAAUUACAGUAAUAAUAUUAUAUAUUUCUAUGAUAAAUAAACGUUACACGAACCUUUGAUAAAAUUGUAUCCAAAACUCGAUCCGAAGAGAAUCGCAACAGUGUAUUACGACAAUUUUUAAAUAUCAAAAGUAUCAUAAUGGAACAGGUAUAAAUAAAAAAAAUCAAAAUAUACCACACUGAAAACA
This is a messenger RNA of Nasonia vitripennis (jewel wasp), 4453 nucleotides long. Its product is annotated as calmodulin-lysine N-methyltransferase. NCBI's taxonomy places the organism in Eukaryota, Metazoa, Arthropoda, Insecta, Hymenoptera, Pteromalidae. The transcript is spliced from 4 exons. The record is from RefSeq and is a predicted model, not a curated record. Gene Ontology annotation, molecular function: calmodulin-lysine N-methyltransferase activity. Gene Ontology annotation, cellular component: cytoplasm. The coding region runs from base 424 to 1377 and encodes 317 amino acids.